AUGGACCACCGUGCCGCCUUGGACCUCGAGCGUGGCAACACGCGGGGCUCGAGCGUCUCGACGCCCGACUCGCGUCUCUCGGACGACGACGGGCUCGGCGACGACUGCUGGAUGCACGACCCGGUGCCGCACCUCGGCUUUGCCUACAAGGGCGAUACAUUCUACCAACGGGGCCUCUACACCGAAGCGCUCGUCUACCUCUCGCGGCUGCCCCGCCGACAUCCGACAUCGCUCGCGCCGUCUCUCUCGGAGCCGACGCUCGCCGCAUCCCGUCGCCAAUCGACGCCGUCCAAGUCCAAGCGGAAAGUCGGCAUGACCAAGCUCACGCCAGUGCGCAAGGCCGACGAGUCGUCGACUUUGCUCGUGGACGCGGCAGGCGGCGGUGGCCGCGAGCAAAAGCUCAACCGCAAGCGACAGUGCGCCGCGGCGAUCGACGCGAUGGCGGCCAACCCGGUGCUGCACCCCAACCUCUUUCACGACAAUUACUAUCGCCUAGGUCGCGUGUGCCGGGACCGGCUUUUGUUGAGUCAAGCGCUCUACAACCUCUGCGUCACCAAGUCCAACCGCGUCAAAGUGAUUGCGUUCUCUGACGUGUUUGAAAUCCUCAACCGGUUGAUUCUCUCAGCCACCGACGCGGUGGUGCGCUCGACCGCGCUCAGCUGCGUGCACUGCCUCGCCGAGACCGAGAGCUGCCGAAAACCACUCAUCGUCAACGGCACCGUGCGCGCGGCCGUGACAGUGCUCCGGUCGACGACCGACCCCAACGACCUCCGCUGCCUCUUUUCGAUUUUGGACCUUUUGGCGCUCGAGAGCUUGGGCUGCGAAGAAAUGGCCAACGUCGGCGCACUGAGCUCGCUCGCGCAGCUCUCGCACCUCAUCUCGGACCCGUCGCUGGUGACGAGUGUCUACAAGACCAUUUCGCAGCUCGUGAGCAGCGAAGCCAACUUUGGACACGUCGACGCCGUGUUUUUCGAGUUUAUCAUUGGAUACAGCCACACGCAGGCGCGGGACGAGAAGCACAUUUCUCACUACGUGCUGCAUGCGCUCGGGUGCAUCGUCGGCUGGCACAGCACGUUGGACGCGGGCGACUUUGUCGAGUCGCCCAUGUACUUUAGUAAACUCAUGUACCAUGUGCUCUACGCGCUCUUUGAGGAGCAGAGCGUCGAAGAGUACCUCCAAGCGGUCCUCUUGUACAACAUGAGCUUCACCUUUGACGCGCUCGACCUUGCGCACGAAGCCAUGCACCGGCUUCUCUACUUUGGCCUCCAAAGCCCGCGCGACGACGUCCACGCGCUCGCGUGCAGCACGCUCUUCAACCUCUGUGCCGAGCCGCGCUUGCAUGCGCGCCUUCACGACAGCGGCGUCCUCGAGGUGCUCGUGCGGCUCUUGCCGAAACCUAGUAGCACCUGCAUGUGCCUCGAGAUCCUCUGCGUCCUUUUCGACCGCCAGCAGCUCGCCCCCGACGCGUACGUGGCGCUCGUCGAUGCCACGUUCAACUCGAUUGUCAAGCUCUGCGAUCGCGGCGACCCGGCCGUGAACGCGGGCUGCGCUGCGUGCUUUGCUCGCUUUGGCUUGAUUGCGCCGUGCCGCAUUCGUAUGGUGCAGAACGGGCUCAUUGCCGCGCUCUCGCUGCUCGCGAGCGACGACAACCCCGAGACGCUCCAGCUCUGCGUGAGCUCGUACUCGCACCUGAGUUGCGACCCGAGCAUUUGUCGCGAGCUCAUCGAGAAGGGCAUUGUGCACUCGCUCUCGAGCUUGGCUGCGGCGCCUGAAGAGGAGGUGCGUCGUGCGUGCGCGAUUGCGUUUUGCAACCUCUCGACCAAUGAAGAGAACAUUGUGGUGCUCGUCAAGCACGGCGCGCUCAAAGCGCUGCUCGUCAUCUCGUGUGUCAAAUCGAACGACGCGAUCACGCGCCGCAUGUGCAUGAAGGCGGUCAUGAACUUGAUGCGGUCUGAAGUCAACAUCCCCGUCAUGUGCCAGGACGGGCUGCCGUGGGCCUUUACGAUUUUCGCCAUGUCGUCCGAGCCGCAGGACUUUCCGCUCUUGGCCGACGCGUUCUGCGGCCUCUCGUACUUCAAGGAGUCGCGUCGCGGGCUCGCCAAGGCGUCGACGCUGCAGUGCUUUCUCGGGAUCCUCGAGCGCAUUUUCGACCUGCCAUGCGGCAUUACGAUGCUGCAUGGCAUUUUGAACCUCCUCACCGACAUUGACGUGGCGGCACCGCUGCUGCAUGCGGGACUGCUAAGCGCUCUGGGCCACCUCACCAUCACAACGUGCGACGACCAGAUGCGCCUCGUUGCGCAGAUCCUCACCGUGACCUUUCAGGCGUCCCACGAUGUGCGCAUCAAGGUAUCGAUCCAUUUCACUGCUGCACGUCUCCAAUUUAUGGACGAAUCGGUCUACCGCAUGCUCCAAGUGUUGCUGCAAGCGGCCGAUGUGGAAACCAAGCACUGCUGCGCCAUCUUGCUCCACAUUUGCUCCCUCGACGACGCGACGGAGCACGGCCUCCUCCUCAGCGACAUGCUGCUUCCGACGAUGCUCGAUACCAUCCGGGACGGGCCGUGCGUCGACGUCAUGCUCCUGCUCAUGCGGACGCUGUACAACAUUUCUUGCCGCGAAGCCCUUUUGGAGGAGGCACCGAUCUCGAUCGCCAUGUGUGCGGCUAUCAUGCGCAACCUGAGCUGCGAGGCCGCGUGCCACGCGCAGCUCGUCAACGCCCAUGCGACGUCGCUUCUGGUUGCGAUCUUUACGACGCGGAGCGUGACCAAGGUGGCGCGAGAAGACGCAGCGAUUGGCAUCUGCAACCUCCUCCUUGGCCGCGUCAACUCGUCCGUUAUGCUUGGGCAAGGCGCGCUCGCACCGAUCCUGUGGCUCUCGAGCCACGCGGGAAUGGAGAGCAACAUUCUCUGCUCGGCCGUGCUACGCAAGCUCGCGAUGCCGCCGGGCAACAUUCAGCAGCUCGUCGACGAAGGCGCGGUGCCCUGCAUAGCUUCACUCUUGGCAACGACCACCAGUUUGUACAUCAAGCGCAACUGCAUUGCGAGCUUCUGCCUUCUCGCGCGCAAGUUCAGCGUCAAGCCGCUACUCGCGACAAAUGGAGUCAUUUCCCUCACGCUGGACCUCCUCGAAGACCUCAAGCGCGUGAGCGACCCAUCUGGAAAGUCGCCGAUCGUGCUUAGCAUUGAGCGCAUGAGCGUCGACUUGGUCACAGCGCUGGCCGAGUUUGUCCGACCGGACGUACCUGGUGAGUCGCACGUGACGUCGGCACUCCUCACGCUCCUCGACGGUGACGAUGCCAGUGGUGGCUGCGAGUGGGAACAGGACAGGGACUUUCUGCUGCGACACGAAGCCGGGCCGCUGCCGCUGGCGCGACCGUCGAACGCACGCCAGCUCAAGUCGGUUGACGUGCCGACGUUGCAAACCGGCUUGCAUCCGGUGACCGCACCCGGCUUUUCCGAGAGCUUUACGCUCGUCAACGCCGAGCGCGAGCGGAAAGCGAUUUCGCCACGCAUUCCAACGCUCGCAGACGCAUACAAGCUCGGCUCGGAGCAGCUCGACGAGUCGAUCGGGCACCUUCGGAAGCUGCUGGUCGCACCGACAACGAGCAUUUCGGUGCGCUCGGCCGGCUGGAAAAAGGUCGCAUCCAUCGAAUUUGCCUCCCGGAAAAUGUUUCCCAAGCUCCGGUCGACGUUUGCCCCCAUGGCGCCGCCCGUGCCGCUUGUCGUCGCGCACACCGAAUGGCUCGACACGACGGGCCGUCCCAAGGGCGACAUGACGGUGGUCACGUCGUCGUAUGCUGUCUCACAGCACGCGAUUGCCGCGGCCCCGAUGCGGACGACGCCGAGCACUGGGCGACGACGUGUUCUAUCCCCUUGGUAG
This is a messenger RNA of Saprolegnia parasitica CBS 223.65, 3876 nucleotides long. RefSeq lists its product as hypothetical. Gene Ontology annotation, molecular function: protein binding. The transcript has 9 exons. Lineage: Eukaryota; Oomycota; Saprolegniomycetes; Saprolegniales; Saprolegniaceae. The record is from RefSeq and is a predicted model, not a curated record. The coding region runs from base 1 to 3876 and encodes 1291 amino acids.